UGGCGUGUCCGGGGCCUGGGUUCAGGUGCUGCGGGAGGUGCCUGGGUCCGCCUUAGACUGAUGCUGGCUUUCUUGGAGCGCGGCGGUGGAAGGUGCUGGAGGACAAAAGCUGGAAAAGGAGAACCAGAUGUGCAGGAAAAGAAGGCUGUCGCCACUGGGGUCCUCGUAGGGCCGGUCUCGACGGCAGAUGCAUCCCAGGAUGAAUGAAAUGAGUCUGAGCCCUGUGGGGAUGGAACAGCUGGCAGCUUCUUCUGUGAGCAAUGCCCUAGCUGUCGCAGGAAAUCACAUAGCUUUGACCUCUUCACCCACCCAUAAUGCUAUACCAGCACCAGGAUUACCAGUUGCAAUUCCAAAUUUGGGGCCCUCAUUACCAUCUGCUUUGUCUCUGAUGCUUCCAAUGGGCAUUGGAGAUCGAGGAGUGAUGUGUGGUAUACCAGAGAGAAAUUAUACCCUACCUCCACCACCUUACCCUCAUCUAGAAAGCAGCUACUUUAGACACAUUCUACCUGGUCUCAUAUCUUACUUAGCUGACAGACCUCCACCUCAAUGUAUUCACCCCAACAAUAUCAAUGUUGAUAGUAACUCAGCUUUAUCUGUCUCCAAUAAUCCUUCAGACUUAGAUCCCUACCAGCCCAAUGGAUCUGUGGGUCUUGAAGCAGGCAUUGUCUCCAUGGAUUCUCGUUCAGUGAAUGCACAUAACACUCAAAGUUUGCAUCCCAGUGAUGGCCACGAUGUAGCUCUGGAUACAACAAUCACCAUAGAAAGUGUUUCAAGAGUUACCAGUCCAAUCUCUAGCGACAGAAUGGCUGAAGAACUUAGGAUGAGUGAUGUAGGUGGAGAUCAUUCACAGAUUGCAAAUGGCAGCCGUAAUCAUGAGCCUCUAGCAGUGGAUGGCAGUUUAGCCUCAGAAACUGUAGGGCAUAAUGGUGUCAUCCCUAUCCAUGGUAACAGUUUGGAACUUCCUGUUGUUAUGGAGACUGACCACAUUUCAGGCCGUGUCAAUGGGAUGCCUGACCGAACACUUGGGGAUUCUAUUCAUACAGUGGCCAUGAGCAGCAAUUCUGUCAGUGUUGCGCUUUCUACCUCACAUAAUCUCACUUCCCUGGAAUCUGUCUCAUUACACGAAGUGGGUCUCAGCUUGGAGCCUGUAACAGUAUCCUCCAUUAACCAGGAAGUAGGCAUGGGACAAAAUCAUGUGGAUGUCUCCUCAGACAAUCUUGCUUUUGUGCCAUCAUCAUUGCAAAUGGAAGAUUCCAAUUCCAAUAAGGAGAAUAUGGCUACAUUGUUUACAAUAUGGUGCACCCUGUGUGACAAGGCUUACCCAUCAGAUUGCCCAGAUCAUGGGCCAGUGACUUUUGUUUCUGACACUCCAAUAGAGAGCAGGGCCAGACUUUCUCUCCCAAAACAGCUUAAUAUCCGCCAUGCUGUCAUGGGACCUGAAGAUGGUGGGCAGUAUUGUCAAUUAUCAACUUGUCUUGGAUCUCCUUCUUUAGGUGUGUGGGCUCGGGAAACUAUUCCUGUCCGUACCUGCUUUGGACCACUCAUUGGUCAACAGAGUCACUCAGUAGAAGUAGCUGACUGGACAGAUAAAGCAGCUAAUCACAUUUGGAAGAUGUAUCACAAUAAUGUUCUGGAAUUCUACAUCAUCACAACAGAUGAAAAUGAAUGUAACUGGAUGAUGUUUGUGCGGAAGGCCAGGAACCGGGAAGAACAGAAUCUGGUAGCCUACCCUCAUGAUGGAAAGAUUUACUUCUGCACUUCACGUGACAUCCCUCCAGACCAUGAGCUCCUUUUUUACUAUAGUCGUGACUAUGCCCGGCAGAUUGGUGUUCCUGAGCAUCCUGAUGUGCACACUUGUCACUGCGGAAAAGAAUGUGCCUCCUAUGCAGAGUUUAAGGUCCAUCUGAGUAGUCAUCUCCACAGCCACUUCCCCAGUCAAGAACACAGCAGUACCCACGGAUCAGGACACAGUAAGGAAAGGAAAUGGAAAUGCUCUAUGUGCCCUCAAGCUUUUAUAUCACCUUCUAAGCUUCAUGUUCACUUCAUGGGACAUAUAGGCAUGAAGCCACACAAGUGUGAUUUCUGUAGCAAGGCCUUUAGUGACCCCAGCAAUCUGCGUACUCAUCUUAAAAUCCAUACAGGUCAAAAAAACUAUCGCUGUGCACUCUGUGAAAAAUCUUUUACUCAGAAGGCACACCUAGAAACACAUAUGGUUAUCCACACUGGAGAAAAAAAUCUGAAAUGUGAUUAUUGCGAUAAACUAUUUAUGCGGCGUCAAGAUCUCAAGCAGCAUGUGCUCACCCAUACACAAGAGCGUCAAAUCAAAUGUCCACAAUGUGAGAAGCUAUUUUUAAGGACAAAUCACCUAAAGAAACAUUUAAACUCUCACGAAGGAAAAAGGGAUUAUGUGUGUGAAAAGUGCUCCAAGGCUUACUUAACAAAAUACCACCUUACUCGCCAUCUAAAAAUUUGUAAAGGACCAACCUCUAGUCUCUCAGCCCAAGAAGAAGAGGAGGAAGGUUCUUCGGAGGAGGAAGAAUUGAUAAAUUCUACAACAAAUGAAAAUUGCCAACUCGGAACCACCAUGUAUGUGACGGCUGAUACACUUUCUUGUCAUAAAUAAAACAAUUUCUAAAAUUAUUGUUUAUUUAAACUUCCACUCAUUGGCCAUAUUCUCAUCUAUAAUGAAAACGGCUUAUCUGUUUUCAGAGUGAUUGCCAAGAACAUUAAAAUA
This is a messenger RNA of Protobothrops mucrosquamatus (brown spotted pit viper), 2734 nucleotides long. RefSeq names its product PR/SET domain 4 (gene PRDM4). Gene Ontology annotation, cellular component: nucleus; cytoplasm. Gene Ontology annotation, biological process: cell fate commitment; regulation of transcription by RNA polymerase II; transcription by RNA polymerase II. The transcript has 12 exons. The record is from RefSeq and is a predicted model, not a curated record. Gene Ontology annotation, molecular function: histone methyltransferase binding; histone deacetylase binding; DNA-binding transcription factor activity, RNA polymerase II-specific. Bases 188 to 2623 code for a protein of 811 amino acids. NCBI's taxonomy places the organism in Eukaryota, Metazoa, Chordata, Lepidosauria, Squamata, Viperidae.